AUGCCAGCGCUUGCCAAAGAUAUAUUCGACAUGCCUCUAGCUAAAAGGCAGAAGAGGUCGUCGAACGAGGGCAGACAAGUUUCCCAAGCUGGUUCGAAGGUCUUUGCGCCUUUUCGGACUUACGAUGUGCGACGAGGCUUGAACUUGGUCUUCCUCACACGACCACAAACACCCGAGAUUAUCACAUCUACAUGUGCCUGGCAAGACAAGAUCUUUGCCGCAUGGGGCUACCUGCGACCUCGAUCCCCUGGGGGUAUUUGGGUGUUUAAGCGCGGGAAGCGGAUUGCCUCACUGCAGGCCUCGGAGCUCGAUAGCCCCGUGGAGCGACUCCUGGUGUUCGGUUCGUGGAUCGUCGGCUGCUGGGCGGGUGGUCUUGAAGUGUGGAAGACGGAGACCUAUGAGCAUUAUGCGAGCCUGCGGCCCCAAGCCGCUCUAAACUCGUCGACUGGUCAGAUUUAUGCGGGGUCCAUGUGUAACUUGCCGACGUACCUCAACAAGCUCUUUGUGGGGCGUAUGGAUGGAGGAGUGGAUAUUUGGAAUCUUCGCAGUGGGAAACUUCUUCACACCCUACUUCCACCGACUUCUGAUCCCGGCCCUGUCACGGCAAUCCAGCCAGCCCCAGCCCUUUCGCUCGUCGCUAUUGCCCAUAAGAAUGGCGCACUGUCAAUUCUCAAUGUUGAGUCCGGUCAGCUAUUGCUAUCGUUACGCACCGCUUCUACGAAGGCUCUUCCAGUAACUUCUAUUGCUUUUAGAAGUGAUGGCACCGGCGCCGGCCAUGACGGCCGGAAGUCUGGGGUGAUGGCCACCGCCUCUAGUGGGAGUGGAGAUAUUACUAUGUGGGAUUUGAAUGAUGGGGGCCGUAUCUCUGGGGUUCAUCGCGGCGCCCACAGAGUCACAAAGAGCGGAAUGGGUGUCAAUAGAGUCGAAUUUCUGGAUGGUCAACCGGUACUAGUCUCGACUGGUGAUGAUAAUGCCUUGCGAACAUGGAUCUUCGAUCAAACUCCAUUUUCGCCUAUUCCGAGACCGCUACAUUCCCGCGAUGGGUCUGAAGCGGAUGGAAAGUGGCUUCUUAGCGCUAGCAAGGACUGCAGUCUAUGGGGCCUCAGCUUGCGCAAGGAUAGUCAGCAUACCGAGCUGUCCCAAGGCCAUAUUGAGAGGAAAUCUAAGAAACUAGGGUUUUCCGAUUCUGGCAUGCCAAUGGAUGACCUCAAAGCUCCCGAUGUCACCUGCAUUGCAUGCUCCCUCAAUCGUGACGGUGGGAUGGGGGCUGCUCUUUCCGGCUCAAUCUGGUCAAACCCAAAGUUCACUGAUGCUGAAGCCUCUAAUACCACUGGGUGGGAAAGUGUGGUUACUGGACACCGUGGUGACAAGUACGCACGGACGUGGUUCUGGGGGAAGAAGAAGGCAGGCCGUUGGGCGUUUGCAACAAGUGAUGGUACCGAAGUGAAGAGCGUUGCGGUUUCCCCUUGCGGAACCUUUGCUGUCAUCGGCUCAGCUGGUGGCGCGGUGGACAUGUUUAACUUACAGUCUGGAAUUCACCGCCAAAGCUUCCCCUCACGGCCGACUAGCUCUCGAGUCAAAAGUUCUAUCCUAACUGGUGCGGAUGAUUCCAGGCAUAGCAAGGCAGUUACAGGGCUUGCAAUCGAUAACCUCAACAGGACGGUGAUCAGCUGCGGCUUGGAUGGGAAGGUUAAGUUCUGGGAUUUGCUUACCGGCGUUUUGGUUCACGAAUUAAAUUGGCACCCAAUGGCUGCCGUGACAGGCAUACGCUAUAGCAAAGCUAGCGAAUUGGUUGCUUUUAGCUGCGAUGAUCUUUCUAUUCGUGUUGUUGAUAUUGAGACCAGGAAACUCGUCCGUGAAUUUUGGGGCUGUGUAGGCCAGGUCAAUGAUUUCAUCUUUUCCAACGACGGCCGAUGGAUUAUUGCAGCAUCUAUGGACUCGACCCUGCGCAUUUGGGACUUGCCGACCGGGCAUCUGAUUGACGCUUUCCGAGUACCAAAUACUUGUGUCUCCUUGUCUAUGUCCACGACUGGAGAGUUCCUCGCAACUGCUCAUGCAGGCAACAUCGGGAUCAAUCUUUGGAGUAAUCGCAGCCUAUUCAUGCCGAUCUCUACGCAAAAUAUCGACGAAGAUACAAUUAAUUCCGCACCAACAGUAUUGGACGAGAGCGGCGCAGGCCUCAUCGAGGAUGCUUUCACCGAUGUCAUUGUGACUGACGAGGACGAAGGCCCUAUCCUGGCAAACGAGCAACUCCAGAAAGAUAUGAUCACCCUCAGUUUGGUUCCCAGAAGCAGGUGGCAGUCAUUACUUCAUUUGGACACUAUCAGAGAACGUAAUCGGCCGAAAGAAGCCCCCAAGGCUCCGGAGAAGGCUCCUUUCUUUCUCCCAUCUCUUCUUGAUUCGAGCAAUCCCCAGGCCACCUCUCACGCUGUGGUCAAGCCCGAUGUCAGCGAGGAAGAGCGAUCUCGGGUCUCCAAGAUGUCAUAUCGAGGACUUGAAGCCGCAUAUACAUCUGCUUUGACUCAACUCCUUACGUCAUGCCAUCACACCGGUGAUUUCGGCCCUUUGAUAGAGCAUCUCAAAACCCUUUCUCCGGCCCGAGCUGACCUGGAAAUCCGGUCUCUUGAUCCUCGAGUGAGAAAUGGGGGUUCCGAGUUAGUCGCUUUUGUUGAUGCUUUGACAAAGCGUCUCAUCUCUAAGAGAGACUUCGAAUUGGUCAACGCAUGGAUGGCGGUCUUUCUAAAGAUUCACGCUGACGCAGUGAGUUUAAGCUCACAGCGAAAUGAACCCGAAUAUCAACUCCUACGCGAGGCACUUGCUGCAUGGGCUCGCGAGCAACGAAGGGAAGGCAAGCGGCUCAAUGAGCUUGUUGGAUAUUGUCGAGGGGUGGCUAGUUUCUUGCGAUCCUCUCGGUGA
This is a messenger RNA of Penicillium chermesinum, 2916 nucleotides long. Its product is annotated as rRNA-processing protein UTP21. Gene Ontology annotation, biological process: rRNA processing. Lineage: Eukaryota; Fungi; Ascomycota; Eurotiomycetes; Eurotiales; Aspergillaceae. The record is from RefSeq and is a predicted model, not a curated record. The coding region runs from base 1 to 2916 and encodes 971 amino acids. Gene Ontology annotation, molecular function: protein binding. The transcript has 6 exons. Gene Ontology annotation, cellular component: small-subunit processome; Pwp2p-containing subcomplex of 90S preribosome.